Messenger RNA from Cetraspora pellucida, 3447 nucleotides. Lineage: Eukaryota; Fungi; Glomeromycota; Glomeromycetes; Diversisporales; Gigasporaceae. The record is from the annotation of a GenBank genome assembly.
AUGGCCGAUGCAGACCCCGACGGACGACAUAUUGAAUUCUUACUCAAAGUUCUUUUUGCUCGUUAUUUUCGUUAUUUAAUCGAAGAACACCGUUUAUAUUUGGCCGUGCCACCUCGUUACCGCUGGCAAAGCAAAAAAGAAACUAAAUAUUUUUACAGUGAUUACGAAUGGGAAAGUUAUCGCCAAGAACAUAAAAGUGCCGCAGGUCGCUUGCAACACAUUAAAGGUUUGGGGGAAAUGAACGCCUUAGAGUUUCGAGAAAAUGUGAUGUCAAUCCGGAAACGCUGUCUGCACGAAUUACUUUUUUUAAAUCCUCCUUCUAUUCGGGAAAUAAUUAGGGAAUUAGCGGGAGAAAAAAGCGACCAGAGAAAAAAAUAUUUAGAAAGCGGGGAACACAAAAACGCCCAGUUAAAAAUUAUCGAAAGUAUCGAAAGUUCUGAAGAUUUUCCUCAGGCCGCGAAAAGAGUAGACCGGAUUGAUUUUAGACAAGCCUUAUUAACUAAAUUUCUUGAAUAUGCUUAUACGGUAGUGGAAGACCGGGCCUUGCCCCAGUUGCAAGAUGGUUUAAAGCCCGUGCAAAGGAAAAUACUUUACACUCUUUAUCUUCACAAGUCAGCAGGAUUUAGAAAAUCCGCUAAGAUAGUUGGUGAUGUGGUUGGUAGUUUUCACCCCCACGGCGACCAAAGCGUUUAUCAAGCCAUGGUGAAAAUGGCUCAAGACUUUAAUUAUCGUUAUCCUUUGGUUGACCCCCAAGUUGACAACUAUGAUGAAACCGAAAAAGAACCCAAAAUUUUGCCGGCUAACUUAAACUUUUUAUUAAAUGGUGGUAAAGGCAUAGCCGUAGGAAUGACCACCGAAAUACCUCCCCAUAAUUUAGGAGAAACAGUAGAUACUACAGUUAAUCUAAUUCGUAAUCCUGAUUUAAGUAUUGAGGAAUUAUUACAAACUUUACCCGGACCCGACUUCCCUACCGGAGGAAUUAUUCUCAAUCAAAAAAAUCUCGUCAAUAUUUACAAAAGUGGUCAUGGGUCUAUUUAUGUGCGAGGCAAAGCCGAAAUUCUUGCUAACCAAAAAGAUAAGGAAAGAAAAGAUUUAAUUCGUAUUGUUAGUCUCCCGUUUAAGGUUAACAAAACUAAAUUAGUUGCUCAUAUCAACCAACUAAUUAAAGGCAAAAAAAUUGACGAAGUUAUUCUUAAUCAGUUAUACCAAUCAACCCGUUUACAAAGCUCUCUCACAGUCAAAAUGCGAGCCUUGAUUGAUGAGUAUCCCCGAGUAUUCAACUUAAAAGAAAUAUUGCAAGGAUUUAUCGAGAAAAGAUUAAUAAAUAUUCAGGAUAAAGCUCGCUUUAUUUACCGGGAAAAUGAAAAAAGUUUGGUGAAUUUACAAACUCGGCAAUUUAUUAUUGAUAAUUACCGUGCUAUUGCCGAAAUAGUAAGAAAUGCAGAUUCAGAAGAGGUCUGCGAACAAGAACUAAAAACUCAUUUUCAAAUUCCCGACGAAACCGUGAAACGAAUUUUAGACACCCAAGCCAGUUUUCGCCAAUUCACGCCGGAAAGACGCGAAAAAUUAGAAAGGGAUAUUCAGGAAAAACAAGCUGAUAACCAACAACAACAAUUAUUAAUUGAAAACGAGGAACUAAUUCCCGCCCACGAAGAAAGAAUUAUUUUACUCAGCCGUCAGGACAACAAAAAAGAAAACAAAAUAAGGAGUUAUGUGACUAUUUAUCAGCUUAAUGCGUUGGAAGCCACUAAUAUUCCGAGCCAAGGCAAAGAUUAUGGUCAUUUAUACGUGGUUAAUUUUUACAAGUUUAAUCUGGUUAAUAAGUCAAUCAAUUGGGAGGAAUAUGAUAAUAAGGAGCAACACCGAAUUAAUUGUUGUUCUCAAAAGCCUUUUCAAGAAGCCUAUUUGAAUUGUCCGGAAUUUCGAGCCUUACAAAAAGCCAUUAGAGAAUAUGAAGAAUUAAUUAUCGUUUUUAAAAAGAAAGAUAAAAAGGGGCAAGUGAGAAAUUUCCAAACUUCAGCCUAUCAAAUAAAAAGAAAUAGUUAUUAUAGUGAGGAAUUUGGCCGUAGCUUGACUAGAUAUUGCUCUUUGCAUCAGCCACUAGCCGAAGAACACCAACGUUCUUCUUGCUGUGAUAAAAACCAAGGAGUAAAGGCUUAUGCUCGGUGUCCGCAAUUUCAAUCUUUAAUGUUGAAGAUUAGAAAUUGUGCGACUUGCCAAAACCGGAACGAUGCAACCUUGUUUAGCCGAAAAAUUCGGCAACAAGUGAGAAGAUGUGAAGAAGCCUUAGACUUACUAAAAGUUCCGGCCGCAACCUCACCAGAGGACUUAACCUUCUUGCUAAUUAAACAAGAUAAUAACUACUUAGGACAAAAUAAAGAAGAACUAGGAGAAAUUAAAUCACUACUCAAAGAAACUAAAGAAAAUUUUUGCCAAGAAGUUUGUAAUUCUUCCUUGCCCCGGGAAGGAGAACAAAGCAAAAAAGAAAUUAUUCUAAAUACUUCGAUAAAUCUCACUAAGGAAUUAAGAGAAAAAAUUGCUAAUUCUCCGCAUUUUCAAGCCGAGGGAGAAAAUUAUAAAAGAUUGUUAGGCAAAAAGAGAAAAUUAGAAGAGAGAGUGCAAAGUUUUGCGAACAAAAACACUGACUGUCUUGACUGUCGAAAACAUUGUCAAGAGCACGAGAACUUAACCAACAAAUAUGAGGAAGAACACCGGAACUGCACUCAUUGCAAGUCCAAAGUCCAAGAGUUAGGGCAAGUCAAGGAAAAAAUUAAGCAAAUGGAGAAUGAGUUAUUGCAGCAAAAGGAAAAUCGACCUGAGUUCAAUGAGAAAAUUACUAAAUUGGAGAAAAAAAUUGGGCUAAAAGAAGAGAAAAUUUCGGAAUUGCAAAGAGAGAUUUCAGCCAGCCGCCUCAGUUGUCAAAUGACCCGAGAAUUAGAACAAGGGAAAAAAAAUUGUAAAAACUGUCAAGAACUAAAAAGAAAAAAACACAAAAAAAUUAUCGUUAACCCUCUCCGACAUGUUACUUUGGUUAAUAAACAAGGCAAGUCUGAAAUUUAUCUUUUAACUAAAAAAAGCAUCAUGUGGAACGGAGAAAAAAGAAAGGCUAGGAAAAUAGUUUAUCAAGCAGCCGAAUUAGUAGCAACAAAGGUUUCUUUGCCUUUUUUGACUGUUUUUGAGGGGGCGAUGGCUAAUACUAAACCCAAUGAAAGACGUGAACAUUUGGGUCUGCUCUUCAUAGUCAAAAGUGCUUGGGAAGAAAAAGAAAAAUCUUCUCUACCAUUCUUCCAAGUCUUAGCGGGGACUAUUUUUGAUGCUUACCACAAAAAGGGCAGUGCUAUUCAGAAAAAGGAAGCAAUUCACAAAAAAGGUGAAGAAAAUAAGGCUUUUGCUACUUUUUUAAAUAGAAGAAAAAAAAAACAAACUAUUGCAAGUGGCACACACUAA